This is a messenger RNA of Capsicum annuum, 1646 nucleotides long. RefSeq names its product SWR1 complex subunit 2. Gene Ontology annotation, cellular component: nucleus. The transcript has 11 exons. Gene Ontology annotation, molecular function: ATP-dependent H2AZ histone chaperone activity. Gene Ontology annotation, biological process: chromatin remodeling; regulation of DNA-templated transcription. The coding region runs from base 323 to 1408 and encodes 361 amino acids. Lineage: Eukaryota; Viridiplantae; Streptophyta; Magnoliopsida; Solanales; Solanaceae. The record is from RefSeq and is a predicted model, not a curated record.
AUGCUUUAAUUUGUGUCAUUCUCGAUAACCUGAAAAUUGCCUUCGAUUAUUACACCAUAAUUAUAUAAACAAAACUGGUAUAUUUCGUCAGAACUUGAUACAUAUAAGAAAAAAAGAAAUCAAUUUUAGGAUUAAGUCUGUUGUUUUAGUAUUAAUUUUUCAUUCAAAUGGUUAGACAAUUGGUACAAAAAGUUGUUCGGAUUGUUUAAGGAACACCAACUGUUCGACAAAUUGUCUGCGUAAAAGGUUGCAACUGUUCAUAACCAAAAUCAAGAUUCUUAAAUCCGACACAGCAAAUUUUGUUUCGAAGAAGUUUCAGAUUAUGGAGAGCAGUAAAGAAGAAAAUGCCUCUAUUCUUGAUCGUGCUUCUCGAGCUACCAGAGGCAAACGGAUGACCAAAUUGUUGGAUGAUGAGUUAGAAGAGGAUGAACUGUUCUGGAACCAGGAAGCUCUUAAAGAUGAAGAGAAUGACGUUGAAUAUGAAGAGGAAGGGGAAGCUGUGGAUGUUUUCGACAGUGACUUUGAUGAAGACGAAUCUGAGCCUGAUGAAGAAGGAGAAAAUGAACCAGUUGACAGGACACUGAAGAAAAAGCGAUUGAUCUAUCCAGGAAAACCAUCUGCAAAGAAGAAAAAGACAAUGAAAAACCUUACCAAGUCAGGAAAAGAACCCCAAGAAAAUGAAGAAGCUCUAGAUCCGUCCACCCCUUCUGAACAUCAUGAUACUCAUGAUGACACCGAAGCAGAGAGAACACUUAGGAAAUCAACAAGAACGGCUGUCGUUGUAAAGCAAGCUGAAAGGGAAGCCAUCCGUGCAGCCAUGCAGGCAACAGCGAAGCCUGUCAAAAGAAAAAAGGAAGGGGAGGAAAAGAAGAUGACUCAAGAAGAAAUGCUUCUUGAAGCAGCUCAAACAGAGGUCAUGAAUCUGAGGAAUUUGGAGCGGGUUCUAGCAAGGGAAGAAGAAGUCAAGAAAAAAGCCAUCGUGCAUAAAGCUGUUUACAAUGGUCCUCUGAUACGAUACAUAUCCACGAACGGUUCUACCUAUCUAGAGUUUGUCAACGGAGCAUCUUUCAAUUCGCAGAUUUCAACAACAGCUCCUCCAUACGCCCAGAAGGCAGUGUGUGCAGUUACUGGUUUGCCUGCACGGUAUCGUGACCCGAAGACUGGGCUUCCUUAUGCAACUAAAGAAGCAUUUAAGGUCAUCCGUGAACGGUUGGCCGAGCAAAGUAGCCGGGCUCGGGAGGAAAUGCGUAUGGACGAGUUGUCUCAGGCAAUUUCCGGGCAAGGAUUUACCUCGAAACGAAAGAGGUCAACAAUUCCAAAUAGUAGAAAAACGUCGUGCCCGCGAGUAUUUGCUCGAAUUCGCAAGUUUCCUGCUGAUUAUGACACCAUAUCUGAGGAUUCAGAGUAGACACUAUUAUGUACACACUCAUCUUUAUAUCUUAGUUUAGGUUUGUAUAGAUGCAGAAGGUAGGUUUUUUUUAUUGAUUAGCUUGUAAUAUCAGUCAAUAGUCUCAGAAUUUUGUACGAAGAAAUGAACACAUGACAUGUAAUCCAUCUGAAUUUAGUCCCAUCACAUCUUCGAAACUUGUGGUCUAAAAUACAUCAUGACAUUCAUGUGGCUAUAAAAUCAUUAUGCCAUUUAGGGA